Messenger RNA from Lachancea mirantina, 1656 nucleotides. NCBI's taxonomy places the organism in Eukaryota, Fungi, Ascomycota, Saccharomycetes, Saccharomycetales, Saccharomycetaceae. The record is from the annotation of a GenBank genome assembly.
AUGUCGGCAUCAUCUUUACAAGAAAGCCGUAAUGACCUCUCCACGGUAGGUCUAUUGGCAGAGAUGAGUGCAAAUAGUAACGACAACAAGAAAAAAAAUGAAGUAUUCGUGGUUGAGGGCGAGGCUCUCAGCUCUGUCAGUCCGGGCGAAUACGAAAUGCAUGACUCUGGAUUCGAGGAGUUGUAUCUGGAAAAGUCUCGGCUGAUUUCACGUGCUAUCGAUGAGAUAGGAUUCGGAAAAUAUCAGAUUGGGCUGUUUGUGGUGGCGGGGUUCGGCUGGUUUAGCGACAACGCUUGGCCAGUUGCCACAAGUUUAAUCCUGCCGCGAUUGGCCGAAGUUGACGGAGUUCAUCCGCCUGCUAAAGGUCAGACCCCGUUCAUCACGCUAGCGCAAAACUUGGGGUUGCUUGCGGGGGCACUAUUUUGGUCCUUGUCGUCGGAUGUCAUCGGUAGGAGAUGGGCUUUCAACAUCACUUUCCUGUGGACUGCGGUUUGGGCCAUUGUUGCUGGCUCCUCGCCCAAUUUUGCAGCCCUGGGAGUAUUCGUGGCUCUUUGGAGCUUUGGUGUGGGUGGAAACCUGCCCGUCGACUCCGCGAUUUUCAUCGAGAGCCUGCCCUCCAAGUACAAUUAUCUGCUAACAGUGCUGAGUAUAUUUUGGGCAUUUGGGCAAGUCGUGACAAACCUGAUAUCGUGGGGUUUGAUCACCAACUAUUCUUGUGAAACCGAUAUUGUCCGGAAGAGUUGCAACUGGGGCUGGAGAUAUUUUCUUUUCACGAUGGGCUGUUUCACCUUUUUGCUUUUCAUGAUACGCUUGAGUUUUCGCGUGUUUGAGUCGCCAAGAUUUCACAUGUCAAGAGGCGAUGACGAAGCCGCCGUCGCCACGCUACAUCGAAUCGCUAAGAUCAAUGGGAAAGAAACUAGCAUCACCCUUCAAGAUUUGAAAGCUUUGGAUGAGCAGUACCCGAGAUCUUGGAACGCGGAAGUCAAAGACAAUGGCCGUUUUUCCGAAUGGCAGAUCAUCAAAAACUCAAUGGAAAAGUACAACUUGGGGCAUGUUAGAGCUGUGUUUUGCUCUAAAAAGCAAGCGCUGUCUUCCACGCUCGUGAUAUUUGUUUGGGCGGUAAUUGGGCUUGCCUUUCCACUCUACAAUGCAUUUAUUCCGACGUACCUCGCAGAAAGAGGCAACGCUAACGAACCGCUCAGCGUUGCUUUGACAUACAGGAAUACCCUGAUCAUAGCCGUGAUGGGAAUACCUGGCGCCAUACUUGGCGCCAUCUUCGUCGAAACCAAAUUAGGAAGAAAAGGAAGUCUAGCGCUGUCCAUGUUUGCGACCGGGGCGAUCUUGUUCGGAUCUACAACUGCUAAGACAAGCAAUGCUAAUUUGGGAUGGAAUUGUGGAUUUAAUAUCGCCUCCAGUAUCAUGUAUGGUGUGCUGUACGCCUAUACUCCUGAAAUAUUCCCCACCAGAGUGAGGGGUACGGGUGUUGGUCUGGCCUCAUCUGCUAAUCGUGUUUUGGGGGUAUUCGCGCCAAUUAUUGGUAUGUACGCCAAUUUGGCUACCUCAGCUCCAAUUUUUGUUAGUGGGGCGCUUUUUUUAUUAGCGGGAAUAGUGUCAGUCUUUUUCCCUUAUGAAUCGAGAGGUAAAGCGACGUAUUAA